Messenger RNA from Patella vulgata (common limpet), 1803 nucleotides. Its product is annotated as ubiquitin carboxyl-terminal hydrolase 14. Gene Ontology annotation, molecular function: protein binding; cysteine-type deubiquitinase activity; proteasome binding. The coding region runs from base 100 to 1569 and encodes 489 amino acids. Lineage: Eukaryota; Metazoa; Mollusca; Gastropoda; Patellidae. The transcript is spliced from 17 exons. The record is from RefSeq and is a predicted model, not a curated record. Gene Ontology annotation, biological process: regulation of proteasomal protein catabolic process; protein deubiquitination; proteasome-mediated ubiquitin-dependent protein catabolic process.
CGUAUUGUGUCUACGAGUAGUAAUCAACUUCCGGUGACGGUGCACGUUAUGAAUGUUUUGUCUUGUUGACAAUUUAUUUGUUUAAAUAAUACAUUCAAAAUGCCAACUUUCAAAGUGAAUGUAAAAUGGGGUAAAGAAAAAUUUCCAGCUGUGGAAUGUAACACAGAUGAACCACCAGAGGUUUUCAAAGCCCAGCUUUUUGCAUUAUCUGGUGUUCAACCUGACCGCCAAAAAGUUAUGAUGAAAGGAACAGUUCUAAAGGAUGAUGACUGGGGUAACAUGAAAUUAAAAGACGGAGCUACUUUAUUAAUGAUGGGUACAGCAGACGAACUACCUAAAGAACCAGUUGAAAAAACAGUAUUUAUGGAGGACAUGUCAGAACAACAGUUAGCGACAGCUCUGGACAUGCCAAGUGGUUUAACUAAUUUAGGAAAUACCUGUUACAUGAAUGCUACAGUUCAAUGUCUUCGAUCUAUACCUGAACUAAAUCAGGCAUUAAAUAGGUAUACUGGUGGAUUAACUGUGGGUGGAGCCAUAGCACCUUCAGAUUCAAUAACAGCAGCCUUACGAGAUCUAUAUCAAACAAUGGAUCGAUCAGGAACUGCAAUUCCACCAAUAAUAUUCCUUCAAAUACUUCACAUGGCUUUCCCUAGAUUUGCUGAGAAAAGUGAUGAAGGUGGAUAUCAGCAACAGGAUGCUAACGAAUGCUGGACAGAAAUAGUACGAAGUUUACAACAGAAACUUCCCGGUGAGAAUGAGGGUCAAAGUUCAAGUGCAGGAUCAAUUCAAGGGUUUAUAGAUCAAUAUUUAGGUGGAGAAUAUGAAACUACUAUGAAAUGUGUAGAAGCAGAAGAUGAAAUAGAAACAAAGGGAACAGAAAAAUUUUAUCAGCUUUCCUGUUUUAUAGAAAAAGAAGUAAAGUAUAUGAAUACUGGUUUAAGAUCUAGGUUACAGGAAUCAAUUACAAAGAAUUCUCCCACAUUAGGUCGAGAUGCAGUUUAUACUAAAACUAGUAAAAUAAGUAGGUUACCAGGAUAUCUUACAAUACAGUUUGUCAGAUUUUAUUAUAAGGAAAAAGAAUCUAUAAAUGCUAAAAUCUUGAAGGAUGUGAAAUUUACGAUGAGUUUAGAUGUAUUUGAUUUAUGUACACCAGAAUUACAAGCUAAAUUGGUACCAAUGAGAACUAGGUUUAAAGAACAGGAAGAUAAAUUUCUAGAACAAUCUCAAAAGAUUAAACAAAACCCAGGUGAAGAAAAAAAAGUAGAGAAGAAAACAAGAAAAGAACCAUAUAGCUUUGAUGAUGAUAUAGGAUCUAAUAAUAGUGGUUAUUAUGAAUUAAAAGCUGUACUGACGCAUAAAGGUCGAUCUAGCUCCAGUGGCCAUUAUGUAGGCUGGGUCAGAAGGAAGGGAGAUGAAUGGCUUAUGUUUGAUGAUGAUAGAGUGUCACCAGUCAUGUCAGAAGAUAUUCUUAAAUUAUCUGGAGGAGGUGAUUGGCAUUGUGCUUAUGUUUUACUUUACGCACCAAGACGUUUAGAAGUUGAAGUUGAGGAUGAACCAAUGACAAGCUGAGAUUAUCUACAUGGGAUUUAACAUUAACAAAUAGUCCAAGGGAAAAUGGGGGGGAACAAAGAAAAAAGACUUAUUAAAUAUUUGAUUUAAACAGUGUUGGGUAAAAUCUGUGAUUGAUGAUGAAGACAGAUGGACUGGAAGUAAAAUAAUUGAUUUAAUUGAACAAAGACCUGAAUAAUUUUGAUCAUUUUGUUUCAUUUCAUAAUAAUCGUUAAUUAAAUAUUUACAUUGUGA